Acaulospora morrowiae is the source of this 963-nucleotide messenger RNA. NCBI's taxonomy places the organism in Eukaryota, Fungi, Glomeromycota, Glomeromycetes, Diversisporales, Acaulosporaceae. The record is from the annotation of a GenBank genome assembly.
UUUUGCUGGAAAAGCCAAACGUCCACCGCCAAUUGGGUCGCACAUGGAACGUUUGGAGGAAGUGAACUCAGAUUGCCACCGCCAAUUGGGUCUGUACAUGACAAACUGGCCUUUUCAUCAGGUAAUCAAAAAAAAUCACUUGAUGACAAAUCGCCAAUUGGGUCUAUACAUGAGAGAUUUGAGCAAAGUUCACGUUCCCAGUUUGCCACCGCCAAUUGGGAUAUCUUUGUCAAGAACGCAUUCACCGAAGAAGAGAUGCAUGAGAUAGUUGAAAAGAAGAGCAGGCAGGAUCCACUGGAGAUCGAUGAUGAAAUUCUCGAAUAUAUAAACACGUUUUCCAAGAAUUCCACCAUAGAAAUAAGAAAAGCGCUGAACACGAUACAUCCUCGACUUGGAGACAAUUUCAAUCUACAGAAAGAUUUUACCUACGAUCACAUAAGGACAACGGUGGCUGAUUGGUUACGACUUCUUGAGAUGCAACCCAAUUCACUUACUCUAGAUAUGCCAGAAGCUUGGUAUCGCAUCAAUGUUUGGAGAAUGGUCGAUAUUGCGUUUUCGGAUAUUCCAUAUACUUAUGUUAUAGGAGGUGAGAAGGUCGAGUUGAUCAGUUCUGAAAGAAAAAACCGGUACAGGACUCUGUCGAAUAUCGGACUAAUCCAACGAAAAGCAAUUGCAAAAAAGGAAGAUGCGUACAUCAGGACAAUUGGGUCUAUAUCAACCGAUUGGGCGGCGUCAGAAGCAGAUCCGAAGUGGCAGGGUAUGCACGAUACUAAACUAAUGAAGGAAUCUGGGCUGAGCUUGCCAAGAACCUUAAAAGAUAUUUUUAUCCAUCUUGCCGAUAAGAUCAAGUUUGCAGAAGAAAAGUUGAGGAAGUUGAAUGUGAUCGGUUUCGUUCAUACUACCCAGCUGGAUACGUCUGCUGAUACACGAGAGGAGAUCUACUUGGGGUCUACUCAGACAUAA